CAUUGAUUAAGAAUGAUGAUAGAACCGCAACAAAUAAACAAAAAUAUUCAAUUAAAUUUGAUCAAUUGUUUGAAUAUUGCUAAGUAAAUUAUAUUUAGUUUCAGGUCUAAAAAUAAAUUAUGGACAAAUCUUCUGAUCGUGUUGUCCGAAAAGAAACUGAAAAUGAAGUAACUAGUGAAUGCCGUUUAUGCUUAGACUCUAAAAAUGUAACAAUAAAUAUUAGUCAACCAACAGAUAAGUUUCCAUCAGUAGCCGAUAAAAUUAAUUAUUGUACAUCUCUAGUCAUUAAAAUCGGAGAUAAACAUCCUCAAAAAAUCUGUACUAAUUGUGCUGGAAACUUAGAAAUUGUAUAUGCAUUUAAAAGUAAAGCCAUUUCUAGUGAUUUAGAAUUGACUAAUAGGUCACGUAGUACAUUUACAUAUGUUCAAGUAUCAGAUGACCCUAAAAAUAUGACAUUCAAAUUAAAGUUUGAUGAUUCGGAUGAAUCAGUGGACUUAGAAAGCAGUUGCGUAUACAAUAUUGUAGAUGGAGAUGAACUCAUUGUUGAACCAGUGAAUAUUAUGAGUGAAAAAAAUACCACUGAUUUUAAUGAAUUUAUUGAUAAAAAUAUUUCAAAAAAUAAAACUAUUUAUAGGUUUAAAGAGUCUCCUAAAAUAUCUAAAUCUAAUAAUGGAGUUAUUCUCUCUAAUAAAAAAUCUGAUGUAAUCAAAUCAUCAAUGGAAAUUAAACGAAAUUUUAAAAAAAUAUCUGAGAACAAUGAUGAAAUUUUUUCAUUCAAAAAACAAAAAUUAGAUUCUGAUGAUAUAAAACCUGUAUUGGUUGUAAAAAAUGGUAAAGUUAUAUAUUAUUGUAAUGUGUGUAAUUUUGAAGCUGACACUAUGACUACACUUUUAACGCAUCGAACAUUUGAACAUAAAGAAAGUGGCCAAUUCAAAUGUACUGAAUGUCCUACAACAUACAAAACAUUACAUUUAUUAAAACGACAUUUUAAAUCACACAAUGAUAUAUUUCACAAGUGUAAGCUUUGUGAUAAACAAUUUUCUCAAAAACAAGCCCUGGAACGUCAUAUCAAUACUUAUCAUAACACUGCAUCGCCAUUAGAAUUUCAGUGUGUUAAAUGUAAUGCCUAUUUUGAUUCAAUGGAUGAGAUGGAAGAUCAUUUAGUCAUUCAUUAUACAAAUCCGUCUAAUGGUUUUAGUUGCAACAAUUGUGAUAGAACUUUUACUACAUUUGUAGCCUUAAAUAAACACAUUGAUCUAGAACAUACAGUGCAAAUAGAAUGUAAUAUUUGUCAUGUGGUAUUACCUUCUAAAGAAGCAAUGGAAAAACAUAAUAACUCAGUACACAGAAAAAAUAAAAGUAAUAAUCAAAAGUAUGAAUGCACCAACUGUAAAAAAUGUUUCAAUAGUCUCAAAGAUAUUUUAAAUCACCGAAAAACUCAUCUGACUGAUCAAUCAUAACAUUAUGUUUUCCUUCUUAGUGUACUGUAUUUCUCUAUUAAACUUAUACGACUAAAUGAUUUUAGUUUUAUUAGAUUUAUAACUAAAAUAUAAUAUUGUAUAAAGAAAAGCAAUUGUAAUAAACCAUGACUUGAGAAUUAUUGUUUA
Molecule: messenger RNA, 1607 nt
Organism: Daktulosphaira vitifoliae (grape phylloxera)
Lineage: Eukaryota; Metazoa; Arthropoda; Insecta; Hemiptera; Phylloxeridae
Product: zinc finger protein 525-like
Exons: 4
Coding region: 120-1460 (446 amino acids)
Biological process (GO): regulation of transcription by RNA polymerase II
Cellular component (GO): nucleus
Molecular function (GO): DNA-binding transcription factor activity; zinc ion binding; RNA polymerase II cis-regulatory region sequence-specific DNA binding
Source: RefSeq, a predicted model, not a curated record